CACGCCUUGGUGGCCGGCAUCGACCGGUACCCACGGAAGGUGACUGCCGCCAUGGGCAAGAAGAAGAUCGCCAAGAGGUCCAAAAUCAAGUCCUUUGUCAAGGUUUACAACUACAACCACCUGAUGCCCACCCGGUACUCUGUCGAUAUCCCUCUGGACAAAACAGUGGUCAAUAAGGACGUGUUCAGGGACCCCGCUCUGAAGCGCAAAGCAAGACGUGAAGCCAAGGUCAAGUUUGAGGAAAGGUACAAGACGGGCAAGAACAAGUGGUUCUUCCAGAAGCUGCGGUUCUAGAGGUGCAACAGUGAUCCAUCAAUAAAUGUUUAUUAAAA
Mesitornis unicolor (brown roatelo) is the source of this 332-nucleotide messenger RNA. It is a transcript of the gene RPL27, whose product is annotated as ribosomal protein L27. Gene Ontology annotation, biological process: translation. Gene Ontology annotation, molecular function: structural constituent of ribosome. NCBI's taxonomy places the organism in Eukaryota, Metazoa, Chordata, Aves, Mesitornithiformes, Mesitornithidae. The record is from RefSeq and is a predicted model, not a curated record. The transcript has 3 exons. Gene Ontology annotation, cellular component: ribosome; cytosolic large ribosomal subunit. The annotation marks the transcript as partial.